GGGGCAACAGCGAGCGACGCUACCGUCAACCAGGCAGUAAAGUGCAAUAAAAUGAAGGCUGUCGACCAACUUUAACGUUUUUGUUACCGCUCAGACAGGGAGAUAACUAUUUGGAUACAGCAUUAUCUUGUCAUUUUUCUGCCUGGAAAGAUCCAGUGGCCUAAACUGACAGUCGUCGGGCCUCGUCGUCGUGGCCCAGCAGGACUCGAGUGAAGUUGGGAGCGGACUGCCAAACUUCUGCUUCCUCCAGCGGCUCUCCGCAGGGCCCGGGGCUCCUGUCACCGGCCCUGUGGAUGAGGAAGUGAAUACAAAUCUAACCAACCUCCAGGAGAAAGGAAUCCCUUUGAUGGGAGAAUCCUCUUUCCUGGCCUCCUGGGUCAAUCGCCGUGCCACGAUGAUGGAUGAGCAGGAGGCGCUGAAUUCGAUCAUGCAGGACUUGGCCGAACUGCACCGCUCUAGCCGUCCUGCCAUGUUUCUGGCAGACCUGAGCAAACCCAAAGCCUCCUCGCCCAAGAACCAGAACGAUGUCAGAGUGAAGUUUGAGUUCAAAGGGGAGAAGAGGAUCUUGCAGUUCCCUCGACCUGUCAAGCUGGACGACCUGAGGGCGAAAGCUAAAGUGGCUUUCGGUCAGACGAUGGACCUUCACUACACCAACAAUGAAUUGGUGAUUCCUCUGACGACUCAGGAUGACUUGGACAAGGCCGUGGAGCUGCUGGAUCGCAGCGUUCACAUGAAGAGCCUGAAGAUCCUCCUGGUGCUCCAGAUCUCCUCUCAGAACUCUUCCUCCAAUAUGGACCUCUUGCCGUCCCACGAGGAGCUGGACAACACAGGAUUCAGGGUCGCUGACAAGAAGAGUAUGCUGGCAUUGAUAGGCUCCCAUUCGACGGACCGCAGCUCCCCUCCUCCAGGAUAUAUCCCCGACGCACUCCAGCAGGUGGCGAGGAACGGCUCCUUCACCAGCAUCAACAGCGAGGGAGAGUUCAUCCCUGAGAGCAUGGACCAGAUGCUGGACCCGCUGUCCAUGAGCAGUCCAGAAAACUCAGCGUCUGGAAGUUGUCCCUCUUUAGACAGCCCGCUGGACAGCGACUACCCGAAGUCCCGGAUGCCCCGAGCACAGAGUUACCCUGACAACCACCAGGACUUUCCAGAGUACGACAUCCCAGUUUUUGAGAAGUCGGGGAAAGGUGGAACGUACCCUCGUCGAUACGGCAUUCCCUUUGGCCUUCAAGAUUACAGUGACGGGAGGAAGACCUUCCCGCGGGCUCGGCGGACGCAGGUUCACGGCUUCCGCUCGCCGGUGAGCUUCAGCCCGACCGAGCAGUCGCCCAGCACCAGCAGCGGCAGCAGCGUCUUCACCCCCGACCUGGAGGAGGCCCCGGGGCCCGCCAGGAGGCCGCGGAGGGGCAGCGACAUCGAACCCAAUCCCAACCCGACUGCUGCUCCGACCCUGUCCGUCAUGGACAUCAGCCCGCCCAGCCGCUCUCCACGCGCCCCGACCAACUGGCGGCUGGGAAAGCUCCUGGGGCAGGGGGCCUUCGGACGGGUUUUCCUCUGUUACGACGCAGACGCUGGCCGGGAGCUGGCGGUCAAGCAGGUCCAGUUCGACCCAGAGAGUCCGGAGACCAGCAAGGAGGUGAGUGCGUUAGAGUGUGAAAUCCAGCUCCUGAAGAACCUGUGCCAUGAACGCAUCGUCCAGUACUACGGCUGUCUGAGGGACACGAUGGAGCGGACGCUCUCCAUCUUCAUGGAGUACAUGCCCGGCGGCUCCAUUAAGGACCAGCUGAAGUCGUACGGAGCGCUGACGGAAAACGUGACGCGCCGCUACACCCGGCAGAUCCUGGAGGGGGUUUCCUACCUGCACAGCAACAUGAUUGUCCACAGAGACAUUAAAGGGGCCAACAUCCUUCGUGACUCGGUGGGUAACGUGAAGCUGGGAGACUUCGGGGCCAGCCGGCGGCUGCAGACCAUCUGUCUGUCAGGAACAGGCAUCAUGUCCGUGACCGGCACCCCCUACUGGAUGAGUCCAGAAGUGAUCAGCGGAGAGGGCUACGGCAGGAAGGCCGACAUCUGGAGUGUUGGCUGCACCGUAGUGGAGAUGUUGACCCAGCGACCCCCCUGGGCAGAGUUUGAGGCCAUGGCAGCCAUCUUUAAGAUCGCCACCCAGCCCACCAACCCGGUGCUGCCCGCCCACGUGUCGGACCACUGCCGAGAGUUCCUCAAACGCAUCUUUGUAGAGACCAAGCAGCGGCCGUCUGCUGAUGAGCUACUGAGGCACAUCUUUGUACAUUAACCCCACCCCUAAACUUUUAUCGCCCCCCACCCCCGCCUGCCUGCCGAACUGCCAGAUACGGCCUUACCUGACGGGGCGUCCCUGCCUCUGACCCCGCCCUCUCCACCUCCACGCUGAAACCAUGUUGGACCAGGAGGAACUGGCUGGAAAGAGUCAGGCGUGUAGGGGGGGGGCGUACCUGCUCCUCCUGUCUCUGAAUGAGACCGCCAUAAAGGAUUUUUAUUUUAUUUUCCUCCGCAAGUUGCACCUUAAUUUCUGAGGCGAGGAGGGGUCGAGCACUUCCUCCCGAAAGACGACUCUUUCUUUCCUUUUUUAUGUUUGUACGGUUUCUCUCUUCAAGCGGUUUGGAGCGGGAUCGCGUCGGUGUUGUGGACCUACAGGAGGUGACGUCUGACUCUGGAGUGGCCCUGCCCCCCCACCCCCCCACCCCCACUGACCAGACCCCAGAAUGUAUCUCCUGCCAAAACCCAGAGCGACGGCGAUGAGCUGGGCCCGCUGCUACAGACGAAACUAGACCCCAGAGGCAGAGAGCUGCUCCCCGACACGCUGCCCCCCCCCCCCAGCCCUCGUCCCUCGUCCUCUCCGUCUCUCUCAGACCAAAUGUUUUGUCUCUCUGCUUCGCUGUCUGUAAACUACCCUCCCUCCUCUUCCUCGCCCAUCGUCAUUUUUCGCCGCGUGCCUUUUCUGUUUUUGAAGCGCAGUGUAGGAGUGAGCCUCCGCCGUUCUCAGCCGCAAGGUUUCUCGCUGUCGUUUUGCCUCCCGGACAAACUGCCUUCACUCCGUUUACCCAAAUCCGGCUGAUCUCAGUUCAGCCGUUCUUCCCGUUUCUGCCUUUGCUGUGACGGGGGCCCCCGCUGACGAGCUGGCCUGUCGCCAGACAUCCUUCAGACGUUGAGAAAGUUGCCGCGCUGGUUCUCACAUGCACCAUUUUGUCCUCCGCUCCUGCGAGAAUUCACAGAUCGGAUUGUCGCGGCAGAUCAGAGGCGAGCUGCGAGGUCGUCUCGUACGUCUGCAGCUCGUAUUCUGGAAAUGUUCGAAUGAACGGCUUCACUGGGAAGCAAAAUGUUUCAUUUCAGCCACUGCACGUGUCGUGAAGUCGUUAACGUUCAAAUCCCGUCUCGAUAUUGACUUUUGUAGCUCUUCAAACACAGUGAUAGACGAGAAGAACACAGAAUUAAGUCAGCGAGAGUCGAAGCAGUCAGCAGAUUAAUCCACGAGACAGAAAAUUCAUCUGCUGCAGCUCUGAGGAUCAGUUCACCAUUCACGUCAUUUUAAAAGUCCCCAAAAGUCACAAGUUCCAGCUUUUCAGAUCUGAAUAUUUGUUUCUUUUUAUCGUCUGUUAAACUCAUCAGUCCGUCGUCUGCGUUACUGACCAAACAAUUAAUCGAGAUUGAAUUAAAGUUGCAGCUACAUUUUGAUUUAAAUCAGGAAAAAGCCUGAUUACCUGAAGCAGAGUGUCGACCUGCAGCGAGGCGCGACGCUCACAGCUGAUUGGCUGGAGGUCUGGCUGUAUGACGCUGUUGCUUUCUGCUGCUGCAGUCCUCUGUUUUCCAGCCACGCCGCCACACUCCCGUUGUUUUUCGUGUUUCCGGCCUCACGUGCACUCCCGACAAAUUCGGCUCACGCUUGAAGACGUUUACAGCAUCUCGCCGCUUCGACCCUUUACAGCAGCCGCCAAAUCGAAUGCAUCGAAGUUAACUCGUCACUUUAGCGAGCUGUUGCUUGGUUUAUUUGUUGUGAUCGUUGAACAGGUUGGUGAUGCUCUGGACUCCCUGCUCCACACUCGGUUUAGUUUCUCCAGAACCAGAACUGGGAACGUGGCACACACAUGGUAGCAAGAGUCCACGCGGUGUGUGUUUUGUUAUCUGGCCAUUUCCGUGACGACCUGCGCAGACGUCUGCGUGCGUGACUGCGACCACGUGCGUCCACGUUUGUCUCUGUUUGACCGUCGCUGAUUCUGACUUGACUUGUUCUUUCACCGUUGGCUCCAGUUGACGAGGACACGGGUGCGAGUUGUUGUGGAAUGUGACGCCGGUGUACAGAUGGCACUUCAAACGUACGGUACGAUACAGAACGCAGGGUUUGGGGUCAGGCUUUGGUACGUUUUUGGUACAGAGUAAUCAAAUUACUGGUCCCUCAAAUUGGUGCACACAAAUUUAAAAUAAUAAUGAUUCACUGCUAAUGAAAUGGAGCACUUCUUUCCAGAAAAGUCCUGUCAUGCUUGUAUGAUUAGUACCAAAUGAAAUGGCCCUUUGAGGAAAUGAUAGAAAAGAUUUUGUGUGUCUGUAAUGUGUUUGCUGUUGUUGUAGUUCCCGCAGAGGCCACUAGAUGUUGCUAAAGAGACAUGUUUUAUUGAUAACGCCUUUGAAAAGCAGGAGAGUGAUUUCUUCACGUUAAUCCUUCCCUGGGUCACCCUGAAAGACUCAGACGGCAUCCGCGAUCUGAAACGUCUCCUCUUUGUCUGAUUAACUGGAACAAACUCCUUCCUCACUCGGUUUCUGCUUUUUCAGAACGGUACGAAGCCGCCGGACAGAGAAACUGUUGGCGCCGCUCAGCCUCGUGUCACAAAACAUUAGUGGUUGUAUUGAGUUCGAGGCGGCUCGCAGUCAGCUGUCUGCGACAGACGGAUUCGGUUGGAGACGCCGCCAGCACUGCUAAACCUUGAUACGCACUACCAUUAUGCACUAUCUACGAUUCACGGAUGCUUUUCCACGACCCCUCGUCGGCUGUCGCUCGAGCAGCUCAGCGACCUUUUCUUUGCACAUUUUAAAGACUUUUAUUUUUACACAAGUGUGUGUGGUUGUGUGUGUGUGUGUGUGUGUGUGUUAGCAACGACUCAAUACAUGAAUGUAAUGUCUUUUUUUUUUUUUUUUAACCGUCAGAUGGCCUCGUUCACCGCCGUGGAUUAACUCUUCGGUACCAGUAUUUGUCACCUGCAAAUGCCAAGAUACACCUGUAGUUCUCUAUUUAGUGUCUAAAGCCACUGCUGCCACUCCUCUGUGUGUGUGUGUGUGUGUGUGUGUGUGUGUGUGUGUGUGUGUGUGUGUGUGUGUGUGUGUGUGUGUGUGUGUGUGUGUGUGUGUGUGUGUGUGUGUGUGUGGACACUGCGCCCAAAAUGCCUUGAGCAUUCUGACUGUAGGGGGUGAGAACAGUAAAAUAAUAAUAAUUAAAAAAAAAAGAUAAAAAAAAACAACAGUGUACAAAUGUAUAAAA
Molecule: messenger RNA, 5503 nt
Organism: Chelmon rostratus (copperband butterflyfish)
Lineage: Eukaryota; Metazoa; Chordata; Actinopteri; Chaetodontiformes; Chaetodontidae
Gene: map3k2
Product: mitogen-activated protein kinase kinase kinase 2
Exons: 17
Coding region: 347-2290 (647 amino acids)
Biological process (GO): protein phosphorylation
Molecular function (GO): protein kinase activity; protein binding; ATP binding
Source: RefSeq, a predicted model, not a curated record